CCGUGAAAGCUGGUGUUCGCUGGAGCCAUGUCCCGAUUCUUCCCUGCUGGAGCGCAAGCGGACACAGGAGUCUCCAGAAUGUGAGAACUUCUUGGAGGAUGGGCUGAGUAGCGUCUGUGCCUCGUCACAGGGUGGUCUUAAAAGAGAGUCCGGGAGUGAGUCUGACCUCUUCCCCUUGCCUGGUGAUGGGAUGGAAGACCUUGUCUUUGGAAAGCAGCCUGAAGAGGAGCAAUCUGCAUGCGAUGUCACCAGCUCCAGUUCCUCUGCGGAUGACACCAUGUCCCUGGAGAGGAACUCAUCCCUGGGCAGUGACACAUCCCUUCCUUUCCCACCAAUGGGGAACUUUGUCCAGCCCAAGGACAGGCACAGCCUGGAUGGCAGCUGCAUCAACAUGGUGGCCACAGAGGGAGGAGAGAAGGAAGAGGAGCUGGACAGUAUCACGGAUGUGCCCACUCAUUCCUCCGUCUUACGGAACUCCAUGCGGCCACUGUCACCUUUCCGUCGACACAGUUGGGGGCCAGGGAAGAAUGCCACCAAUGAAGCAGAAAUAAAUCAGAGGAGUUACAGCCUAGAAGGCCUUGCUGGAGACUCUGGUGAGAACAAGAAGCCCUCUACAAACUUGGAGGCAGCUUCUCUGAGCUCCAAAGACCUCAGACGGAGUCCACUUGCCAGCAACCAGUGCGGGUCCCUGGUCUUGCUCACUGAAGAGCUUGAGCAAGGGGAAAUGAGAGACUAUGAUCACCAGAUGCAUCAAACGUCACAGCCACAAGGAUUUAAUUUCUGCUCUUCUGCUGUUUCAUCUCCACUGACCAAAUCUAUGUCUCUAAUGUCAAUUAGUAAACCAGUGCUGGACAGUACGCAGGCAUUCGGCAGCCCCACAGCUUCCUCGGUUCAAAGCAUAUCUGAAGAGAGCAGCAGUGUCCCCGCUGGUAAAGGUGCAACCAAAGUCAGUCGCACCUUCAGCUACCUCAGGAAUAAAAUGUCCAGCAGCAAGAAGAGCAAAGAAAAAGAGAAAGAUAAAGAGAAGACUAAAGAGAAGGAAAAAGAUUCCAAGGAGAAAGAAAAAGAUAAGAAGCUGUUAAAUGGACAUCUCUUCACUGCAACCUCCGUUGUAGCCCAAGCAACCUGUUACCACUGUAUGAAACCUUUCAAUAAGGAUUCGUACUACUGUGCAAACUGCAAUGCAAUUGUUCACAAAGGCUGUAAGGAGAGUGUUGCUUCUUGUGCAAAAGUCAAAAUGAAGCCACAGAGAGGGAUGCUGCAGGCACAUGAUACCUCUUCGUUACCCACAGUAACCAUGAGAAACAAAAGCUCACAACCGAAGGAGCGCCCUCGCUCUGCAAUACUUGCUCCUGAUGAAAACACCGUAACCUCAAUAUUCAAUAACAGGAGAUCACAACAGCCUACAGCACUGUCCAAAAGUGUCUCAAUACAGAACAUUGCAGGAGUUGGGAACGAUGACAGUUUAAUACACACUUGGAAAUUCCUGUCUCAGUCAACAGACUCCCUACAUAAGAUCAGUCGGGUGAAUGAAUCUGUGGAAUCGUUGGUUGAUGAAGGUAAGAGAGCAGACAUGAACGAAGGACAGCUGAUGGGAGACCUGGAAUUAGAUUCUAAGCAGCUGGAGGCAGAGUCCUGGAGCCAAGUAGUGGACAGCAAGUUCCUCCAGCAGCAGAACAAAGACGUUGUCAAACGGCAAGAUGUCAUUUACGAGCUAAUGCAGACAGAAAUGCAUCAUGUCCGCACAUUGAAGAUCAUGAAUGAUGUAUACAGCGCAGGGAUGUUAAAGGAAUUGCAGUAUGAUCAGCAAGUUGUGGACAAGAUCUUUCCCUGCCUGGAAAACUUGCUGCACAUCCACAGUCACUUCUUCCAGCGGAUUCUGGAAAGGAAGAAGGAGUCGCUGGCAGACAAAAGUGAAAAGAACUUUGUUAUCAAGAGGAUAGGUGACAUCCUGGUGAAUCAAUUCUCUGGUGAGAGUGCUGAGCGAAUGAAGAAAACAUAUGGCAAAUUCUGUGGGCAUCACAAUGAGGCAGUAAAUAACUUCAAAGAUCUGUACUCAAAGGACAAGCGGUUUCAGGCAUUUAUCAAGAAAAAAAUGAACAGCUCCCUGAUGAGGCGUCUUGGGAUCUCUGAAUGCAUCCUGUUGGUGACACAGAGAAUCACAAAGUACCCAGUCCUUCUGCAGAGGAUACUGCAGUACACCAAAGAAAAUGAAGUGGAACAUGAAGACUUGACUCAGUCGUUAAACCUUGUUAAAGAUGUGAUUGCUGCAGUCAACAGCAAAGUCAGCAAUUACGAAAAGAAGAUGCGUCUUGGUGAGAUUUACAACCGGACGGAUAGCAAGUCCAUCAUGAGGAUGAAGAGCGGCCAGAUGUUUGCAAGAGAGGACUUGAGGCAUCGGAAGCUCAUCCGAGAUGGGCCUGUUUCACUAAAAAAUGCAGCUGGUCGGUUAAAAGAAGUCCAGGCUGUUCUCCUCUCUGACAUGCUCGUAUUCCUUCAGGAGAAGGACCAGAAGUAUGUCUUUGCCUCACUGGACCAGAAAUCCACUGUGAUAUCUCUGAAGAAAUUGAUCGUGCGAGAAGUGGCUCACGAAGAGAAGGGCUUGUUCCUCAUCAGCAUGGGUGUGAAAGAUCCCGAGAUGGUGGAAGUCCAUGCCAGCUCUAAAGAAGAGCGUAACGGCUGGAUACAGAUCAUUCAAGACACAAUGAACACCAUGGAUAAAGAUGAAGAUGAAGGAGUCCCUUGUGAGUCUGACUUUGAAAAGAAGGUGUCGGAUGCAAAAGUGAGAGGACUGAAAGAACAACUUCAGCAGAAGGAUAAGCAGAUCCUCCUCUUGCUGGAGGAGAAGGCUAAGAUCUUCCGGGACAUGGCAGACAGUUCUGUGCAGGAGGACAUGCCAGGCUCCAGGCUGCUCUUCAGAGCCAACACAGAAGAGGCACCAAAAGGAGAGGCCAUCAUGAAAACUGCAUUAAAUGAAGUUGAACUGCUGCAAGACCUGGUGAACAGGAGCCUGGGCACUGCCCUCGGACAGCAGGUCAGCAGCACUGCCAUGGAACAAGAAGGAGGAGUUGGCCCUAUCUCUCUCCCUAGAAGGGCAGAAACAUUUGGAGGAUUUGACAGUCAUCAGAUGAAUGCCUCCAAGUGUGGAGCGAAAGACGAAGGCGAGGAUGCUCAGGACCUUCGGAGAACAGAGUCGGACAGCAUUUUAAAGAAGGGAGGAAAUGCUAAUUUGAUGUUCAUGUUGAAAAGGAAUAACGAGCAGGUCCUCCAAACCAUUACCAGCCUCCAUAAGCUGCUCAGUGCUUUGCAGGGUGUUGUGCUGCAGCAGGACACCUACAUCGAGGACCAGAAGCUGGCUUUGAGUGAGAGGGCUCUGACCCGAAGCUUCUUCCGGCCGACCUCACUGCUGGAACAGGAGAAGCAGCGCAACUUGGAGAAGCAGCGCCAGGAGCUGGCCAACCUGAAGAAGCAGCAGACGCAGCACCAGGAGGAGAGGCGGAGGAGAGAGAAGGAGUGGGAAGUUCGGGAGAAGGAGCUGGCGGAGCAGGAAGCCCACUUGGCCCAGCGAGAGGAGCAGGUCCAGAGAGGGUGGCAGGACCUUGAGCGGGAGCGAGAGGAGCUGCAGGUGAAGAAGGCCUCCUACCAGCUUGACCUGGAGAGGCUUCGCACGGCACAGAAGCAGCUGGAGAGGGAGAAGGUGCAGUUCAAGCAGGACGUGGAGCGGUUAGCUCAAAUGCGGCAGGAGCCAGACCACAACCAGGUUUCAAAUCUACAUGAGAAACUUGCAAGAGUCUCCUCCCAGUCCAGCAUCGAUGAGUCCUCCAAGCAGAAGAGCCCUUCCCUUCCUAAACAAGGGCACUUUGAUGCAGAACUGUCUGUUUCCCCUAAAAGGAACAGUCUUUCAAGGACACACAAAGAGAAAAGCACUUUCCAUUUGCUUAGCACAACAAACCAGACUAACAAGGCAGCUGAGGAACAGCCCCAGAUGCCUACUCGCCUCUUCAGUUUAGCCAAACCAAAGGACAAGAAGGAAAAGAAGAAAAAGGGCCGGGGACAUCGCUCCCAACAGUCUGAUUCUCACUCAUCAGAAGCACCUCCAGAGGGUGAGGAGAUCUUCUGCUGAGCACAGACAGUUCCAUCGGUCACUCUCAGCAUUGGUACAUCUCCCUGCCUGCUCCACAGCACGCUGCUGGUGCCUGCAUCUGACAAGCAUCUGGAGGUUUUAUAUAUAACACGUUACAAGUCUGUUCAGUGGUGGGAAGGGGCCUCUCUCCUGUGGUUCUGGGUGAAUUCUCACCUCAGAGGCUGACUGCAUGGCAAAUAGUACUGUCUCUCUGUGCAAACCUUGGGUUAAAUGGAUUGGGGUAGAUGUUUUCUGUCUCUUCUUACUGCUAAAGGGUGAGAGAACAUAGCCUUAAGGGGUCUGUGCCUUCAAAUUCCCCUUUUCCGGGGAACAUAACAAAAACCAAGCAUUUAGCAAAAGAUUAGGACUCUACAAAGGGUGCGUACACACUGGCAUAUAUAGAUAUACUGUAUAUAUACAUAUAUGUAUCUAUGUAUCCACUGGGAUAUGCUUACAGUCUGUACAGCCGAGCUUAGCUUGGCCCAUGGGGAUAGAUGAUGCCUGAUGACUUUCAGGAAGCGUGUAGAUAUUAAAUAUCUUGCCCUUACUGCUCCUGUUGUAACGCCAUUGACUUGCACGCCCCUUUUUGUGCUGGUGGU
Molecule: messenger RNA, 4722 nt
Organism: Nestor notabilis (Kea)
Lineage: Eukaryota; Metazoa; Chordata; Aves; Psittaciformes; Psittacidae
Gene: AKAP13
Product: A kinase (PRKA) anchor protein 13
Exons: 28
Coding region: 191-4123 (1310 amino acids)
Biological process (GO): adrenergic receptor signaling pathway; positive regulation of canonical NF-kappaB signal transduction; regulation of Rho protein signal transduction
Cellular component (GO): actin cytoskeleton; membrane
Molecular function (GO): guanyl-nucleotide exchange factor activity; MAP kinase scaffold activity
Source: RefSeq, a predicted model, not a curated record